Prosopis cineraria is the source of this 2882-nucleotide messenger RNA. RefSeq lists its product as uncharacterized. The transcript has 5 exons. The record is from RefSeq and is a predicted model, not a curated record. The coding region runs from base 161 to 1099 and encodes 312 amino acids. Lineage: Eukaryota; Viridiplantae; Streptophyta; Magnoliopsida; Fabales; Fabaceae.
UUGGAAUUACACAUGCUCCGAAAGUUAUUGAGAAUGGAAAUGGAUGCAUAAAGAUUCAGGAACAGUAAUUACUUCCUGCGUUCCUUGACUUCACUGAUGUCAACGGCGAUCAACCCGAGAAGGACGAAGAACUGAAAGGCUUCUGGUUAACUUGAAAGGCAUGGACUUCUGGAACAAAGCUCGAAGCUUAGCUGAGGAAGCCGCCAAGCGAUCCGUGGACCUCUCCUUCGGCACUUCCAGAUUUUCCGAUAUUAUCGCCGAGACCACCAAGCGCUCCAAGGAAGUUGUCUCUGAGGCUUCCAAGCGAGCCGAUCAAAUUCGAAUUGAAGCCUUGAAGCGAGCCGACCAUUUCAAACACUUAGCCCAGGGAAUUCAUACUCCCGGCGGCGGGGUUGUCCCUCCGCUGGCGGAAUCUUAUGCAGUCAGUUGCGCGCAAGAGAAGGACCUUGAGAUGUUUGGUAUCACCGAAGAACUGAGGGAGUUCGUGAAAGGGGUCACUCCAACCACGUUUCGAGAUUUCCCUCUCGAAGAUGACACGCAACUUUCCGAAGUUCCUACGGUUUCUAAUGUUAGGAAGGAUCUGACUGAAUGGCAGGAAAAACAUGCCAAUCUUGUUCUAUCCGCUGUCAAGGAGAUUUCAAAAUUAAGGUAUGAGCUUUGUCCACGUGUCAUGACAGAGAGGAAGUUUUGGAGAAUAUAUUUUAUACUUAUGAACAGCCAUAUUUCCCCAUACGAGAAGAGGUACAUGGAGGAUGCUAAGCUAGAAUCAUCUGAACAAGCAGAAGAUAAGAAAGCAAUUGAGCCACCAGAAAAGGAAGUAAAAGUUAGGGAAGCAAUUUUACCUCGGGAAGAACAAACAGACAUUGAGAAAGCAAUUGAAUCACCAGAAGCUGGACUGAGUUCCAUUCAGGGAGAGCUGGAAGUUAAAAGGGCGAGCAGAACUUCAUCAGCUGAGCAAGAUUUGGAUGAGUUUCUUCUGGGAGAUAUAGAAGACAUUGAUGAUGACCCAGAUGAUGGUGAUGGGGACUUUGAUGAUGAUUUGGACAAACUGGUGGAUAGUUCGGUAAGUUUGAUAUGUUUGAUUCUACUUCCAGACUGAAUCUCCUUUUUUUUGAAAACAAAAAAUAAAAACAAAAAUCUUCCAAUUCUAAUUCCCCUGCCCUACACCCAGUGUCCUGUGUGCAUUAUUUUUAGUUUCUCUAGGCUUGCACUGAAAAGGUGCUUGUGAGCAACAUAUUAUCUAAGUACUUGGUCAAUAAUUUAAUGUUCAACUUCCUGAAAUCGAGCAGCUACGCUAAACUAUAGAGUUGAAUUCCGUACAUUGCUGCAGUUUGUUUUAUUCCACUUGUUCCCACCAAACGAAACUAAUGUUAUGUUUGAAUACAUAUGAAUUUGGAUUUGGACCAAAUUCCUUAUUUGAGCACUUCAAAAUUUAUCCAGACUCAAAUCCAAAUUUUAUCUCAAUUCUUUUAUAAGUUGUAAUCCUUUUUAAAUUUUUAUUAUUUCAAAUCUCUAUAUGUACCCUUGAAACACCACCUAAUAGUAAUAACCUUUGUUAUUUAAACUUGCAAAAUAAAGAAUUUUAAAUGUAUGGAUUUGAAAUGUGAGAUUUUAAAUCCAAAUCUAUCAAUCUAAACACUAGCUAAAAGAAAUGAAAGCCAAGUUGAAAAUAAGAGGUGCUUUCCAACCAAAGUAGGGGAAGAAUGAGAGACCUUAGCAGUUAAAACCUGUUACACGAAAUCCAAACGCCUUCCUCUCAGAGAAAAACGAAUUUAUACCGUCACAAUACCUUUAUAAUAUUGAUCUGUUGAGUUUUAACUUGAUUUUGGUCCUGAGAUUCUUUUUUUAAUAAAUUGGAAGGUUUGAACUCUAGACAAGUAGACAUUGUACCUCCGCCCAUGUUUACUACUUAAGCUAGCCUAGGUGGCAAAUUGGCUUCAUGUCAUGGUACUAAUUUUGUGUUUAAACUGGCUUGAUUCCACAGGAUGAUGAGAAAGGGAAAUCAUAGAUGUUGAUAGUAAAUACCUGGCCUUGUAAAUGUGUGUGUAUCAUGCCUAUGCAAGUUUAUGAUAAAUUGGUGCGUCGGCUAAAAUCAUGAUAUCACCAUAUGAUCUUUGCAGCCAGUUGUCCCUUUAUUCUAUGGUCUUGGUAGUUUCAUCCUAGUUUGGGGCAGAACAGAAGGUUAAUUGGGACUGUUGUAAAUAAUACUUGUUUAUUUAGUGUUUAAUUAUGUCAAAUUGAUGCAUUUAUCGCUGUCUGCUAGAGGCUUAGAGCUUCUAUAUAUUGUCUCUCUACACAAGAAGGAAACAUAUAUUGCUAUGAGGUCUCUUUUUGUAGAAUGGGUGAAGGUUAGAAGCAAACGUUGUUUACCCAGUGUCGCAGAAUAUCAAAGGAACUAAAAUGCACACUUGAUCUGUGCAUUUCAUCAAGAGGAUAAAGUGAAUUGGAAAAUUAUUAUUUGUUUUCAAAUACUAACUUGAUAGGGAAAAAAUGUGAAUCUUUUGUCCCAAAUGAAGAUAUUUGGAUGCUGGUCCUUCCCCAUACUUCAUCCUCUGACUUCUACGCCAAACCCUUUGAGGAGUGGCUGCUCUGGAACUUAAACCCACGCCUCAUGGGCACACAUUGGAGACUCGGUUUUGGCACGCUUUGCUGGAAGCUAUGGGCGAGUAGAAAUAAAAGCAUCUUUUCAGACGAGCAUGAGACCCCGCGUAAUUUAGUUAUGUCGACUUGUAAUCUAGUCAAUGCUACUGUUAAAACGCAUGAAUUAGUCAGCACUAUAGACCAUGCGAUGUAAUCUGUUUUUUACCUCUGUAAACUCGUACAUAUUUGUUUAAUAUAUUUCCACUUCCACUCUGAAAAAAAAAAUUGAAGAUAUUUGGAAA